Eucalyptus grandis is the source of this 1635-nucleotide messenger RNA. RefSeq names its product neuroguidin. Lineage: Eukaryota; Viridiplantae; Streptophyta; Magnoliopsida; Myrtales; Myrtaceae. Gene Ontology annotation, biological process: maturation of SSU-rRNA from tricistronic rRNA transcript (SSU-rRNA, 5.8S rRNA, LSU-rRNA). Bases 311 to 1276 code for a protein of 321 amino acids. The record is from RefSeq and is a predicted model, not a curated record. Gene Ontology annotation, cellular component: small-subunit processome; nucleolus. The transcript is spliced from 8 exons.
UUUUGGAAUCGGUUCUUACCCUAGUCUCUCUCUCUCUUCGCGCGCUCCUGCUCUCUCUCUCUCUCUCUCUCUCUACGCAGCAACAAGCCGACGGCCAGCCGCCGUCGCUGCCGCCGCCAUCGAAGCUCUCGAGCGGAAUCGGGAAGCACCCCGCCGAGCCCUCCGGUCUCCGUUCCCCAGGUCGCGCCGCUCACGAUUCGAGCGAGCGAGAGCAGGCGGCGUCGCGGGUGUUCUCUUGCUUUGCUUCCCGUGGCGCCCCGAAGUUCGUUCGGGGGAAUUUUCGCGAGCCAGACUGGCGGGACGAGCCACCAUGGAGGAGACAAGCAGUUCACCCGACAAGGAGACCGUGGACAGAGAGGCCCCUCAGUUGGCUGCAGCGUUGAAGGAAAUGAAAGAAGGGCUGGAUACGGUGAAAGCAAAGGUGCAAGCUUUAACUGCAAAGGUAAAAGCAAGUCAAUUUCCAACAGCAGAAGGGAUAAGCUACCUUGAAGCGAAACACCUACUUCUUUUAAGCUAUUGCCAGUCACUCGUGUAUUAUUUGCUGCGGAAGGCAAAAGGACUUUCAAUUGAUGGUCAUCCGGUUGUUCGGAGCCUUGUAGAGAUAAGAUUAUUUUUGGAAAAGAUCCGACCCAUUGACAAGAAACUCCAAUACCAAAUUCAGAAACUCACGACGAUUGGUAGAGGUGCUGCAGAGAGCACUGCCUCGAAUGAAAAGGAAACAGAUGCUCCUCGGAGAACUGAAGAUUUGUUGAAAUAUCGUCCAAACCCAGACAUGCUUGUCAGCAAAUCAGAUACAACUGCUGAGGGCGGUAGUGGUGUUUAUAAGCCUCCCAAGUUUGCCCCGACUUCAAUGGGGGAGGACAAGAUGUCAAGGCAAGAAAAAAAUGCUUUAAGAAAGGAGAAAGAGACUCUACGGCAAGCUGGGCAGAGUGACUAUGUGAGAGAAUUGAUGGAUGAUUUGCAGGGGAAACCUGAAGAGAUUCGUGAAGUUAUUGGGACCGAAAGUAGGGAGCUUACUACGUAUAAGGCAAAAUGGGAAGAGCGUGCACGGCGAGAAGAGGAGCUUUUCACUCGAGCUCCUGUUACAAAGUUGGAGAAAAAGAAGCAGAAGCACUUAUUGAAGUCAAGAAAUGGGUUGCUUGGCCUUACUGACAGCUUUUACGAUGAAAUCAAAACCUUGCCUUUAGAGGAUGAUGGUGGUGAAAAGAUGUCUGGCUUUGGUGGUGGUGGUAGCAGCGGGAUCAGAAAAUUUAAGAAGCACAAGAGAAGGCAUUGAAGGAGAGCUUUUCAUUUUGUGAAAAUAUCUUGUGAUGCAUGGCUGCCGUUUGAGCAAGAAUGAGGCAGAGGGGAGUGAAUGCCAUUUUGUCGAUGGUGCAGUUUUGCUUUACUGGAAGAGUUGUAGGUUUCAUAAUGUAACAGAAGGCUUGUUCAUUAUGAUCUCAAAUAUUACGUAAAUUUCGUAUAUUAUUCAUGUGAGAUCGCGACUUCAUCAAACCAAUGUCUCCUUUUUGAAUUUUUUAAAUGUUAUUCUCCUUUGAGCCAUUGUAAGCUUUUUGGAUUCUGGGUCUAAGCACCUGUAAAAACUACUCAUAAAGCACGGCCAAAGUGCCCAAUCGAUGCAUUUUCUGGCAAGUA